This is a messenger RNA of Aspergillus melleus, 1245 nucleotides long. RefSeq names its product Basic amino-acid permease. Gene Ontology annotation, molecular function: amino acid transmembrane transporter activity. Gene Ontology annotation, biological process: amino acid transmembrane transport. Lineage: Eukaryota; Fungi; Ascomycota; Eurotiomycetes; Eurotiales; Aspergillaceae. The transcript is spliced from 6 exons. The coding region runs from base 1 to 1245 and encodes 414 amino acids. Gene Ontology annotation, cellular component: membrane. The record is from RefSeq and is a predicted model, not a curated record.
AUGUCGGCAAAUAACAUCAUGCUAAAAGACACCUCUGAUAUCGAGAGAAAGCCUAGCAAAGACAAUAAUGGCCCUCCCUCAUGCGAAGCCCACACGGGCACCUCCACUCCCAUCCAACAGGAUCGGCUUAGUCGCUCUCUUUCCGCACGUCAAGUGCAGAUGAUUGCAAUCGGAGGGACAAUUGGAACGGGCCUAUUCUUAGGAUCUGGGAAUGCCUUGGCUAGUAGUGGACCGGCUUCCAUGCUCAUUGCCUAUGCUAUCUGCGGAGGGAUUGUGUUUGUGACAAUGUUGAGUCUUGGAGAGAUGGCGGCGUUUAUUCCCGUCGCUGGGAGCUUUUGCACGUUUGCUGGGAGGUUUGUUGACGAUGCUUUCGGGUUCGCACUUACCUGGAACUAUUGGUUCAAUGACGCUGUCACCACCGCCUCGGAUCUGGUGGCUUUACAGCUGAUCUUGCAGUACUGGGUAGAUCAUUUCCCUGGAUGGGCUUUCAGUCUUAUCUUCUGGGUUGUUUUGAUUUUGAUCAAUGUCCUUGCGGUUAAGGUUUAUGGUGAGGUCGAGUACUGGCUCAGCGUGCUGAAAAUUAUAACUGUUGUGGUAAGAAGGCAACAAAUCAGGGAAUUGGUUGAUGCUCAUGGAGCAGAGAACUGGCGCAUUCCUGGGGCUCCGUUCGUUGGUGGAAUCGGUGGUUUUGCAUCCGUAUUCGUCACUGCAGCGUUUUCAUAUGGUGGUACAGAGUCCAUCGCCAUCACUGCAGGAGAAACCAAAAAUCCUGCAAAUACUCUCCCAAAAGUCGUACAAAAUGUUUUCUGGCGAAUCUUGAUCUUCUACUUCCUUUCGGUGCUGGUCAUCGGUUUGAACGUUCCCUACAACUACCCCGAACUGGCUGAAAAGGAGGUCAAGACCUCUCCGUUCACCCUAGUCUUUCAAAUGACAGGAACGAAGGCUGCUGGUAGCGUCAUGAACGCAGUUAUCAUGACCAGUGUGAUAUCCGCAGGUAACCAUGCGUUAUUUGCGGGCGCUCGACUACUUUAUACUUUAGCCCUCGCAGGGCACGCUCCCAAGGGCUUCGGUCGGCUUAAUCGCCAAGAGGUGCCCUGGGUUGCUGUCAUCGGCACAGGAAUAGUGAGCGGGCUUUGCUUUGGGUCCAGUAAGAUCGGUGCAGGUCAAUUAUGGCUUUGGCUACAAAAGUGGGUCACUUACGCUUUCCACCCAUUAAACCACCUAGGGCCUAACAGAGAGAAUUAG